Acytostelium subglobosum LB1 is the source of this 528-nucleotide messenger RNA. RefSeq lists its product as hypothetical. The transcript has a single exon. The coding region runs from base 1 to 528 and encodes 175 amino acids. The record is from RefSeq and is a predicted model, not a curated record. Lineage: Eukaryota; Evosea; Eumycetozoa; Acytosteliales; Acytosteliaceae.
AUGCAUCAUGUGCAUCAGAUACAUGUCGUGUUGAUGAAGGCAGCAGGUGUGCCACUGACACACAUCAUGUCAGGUGAUCAGUUUGAGAAGGAACGAUGUCUGUCAACAAUGUUGGGAUAUGGCAGGACUGACCUGUUUAUGAAGUACUUUGAUGUCUUUGUCCAGGCAAAGCCACAAGGUGUCACUCUUCACCUUCGACAUCUGAUUAAAGUUGCAAUCGAGGUCAACAACAUCAAUGUUGCUCUUCAUCUGUUCAAGUUCAAUCGAGACAACAAUCUCAUGCACGACAACUCAUUGGUCAUUGCCAAACACAUCGAUGAUGUUGUCAGGUUGGAUCGACAUGACAUGGCUGAGCUGCUUCUGUCCGAGCUCGAGUUCGCCAUCAAUGGAUCACUCAAGAACAAAAAACAACAGAGGUUGGCAAGAUGUACUCGAGUUGCCAGUCUUUCAAGAUGCUUGAGACAAUCCACUCGCAAUGCCAUCUGUUCAAGCCCCUUCACAAAUCAGUGUACAUUAGUGUCAAGUUGA